AUUCAGGACACACCUGCCCCUGCUUGCCAAUCUAGACGCCUCGUCAGCAGGAUCAGUCUUGAUUUACACUUUUAUUUCAGCUCAUUCGAUUCAUUUGGAAGACAAAAACAAAGGAUUCUGAUGCUGGCCUCACCUUUACACAAGAAGCUUGAUGUUUUGAGCAGGAAGCUCCUCCUCCUUUCCAGCGUAGGACACAUUAUAAGGGCGCACAGUGGCGUCCGGGUUGACCCGUGCAGGUGUGUUUUGUGUGCCUCUGAUGAUGUCAUGUGACAACACACCUGCUGCCAGGCGCUCACCUGGAGUUUGAAAUGUUAUCAGCAGGACAAGCUGCUGUGAGACAUGAAGCUGGAUCAUCGUACUCCUUGGCUGGCUAAAAUCAUCCUGUCGUUCACGGUGGGACUGAUUACCGAAAAUUGGACAAGGCGUGGGCGCUGGAAGACCUCAGAGCUUUCUUCUUGAAGAAGUGUUGAGCAAGAGGCGGAAGUCCAAGAAAGGCAAGGCUAGCUCGGAGGUCCGUGAAGAGACUUGAGGUCGAGGGGAGGAGAUCCAAGAUGCAGCCAGGGAACGCGUGGAGACGAGACACACAGCUCGUGACGUGGAAAUGAAGUUCGAUGCGAUCGGCUCCGGGCCCUGCCGUGAGUUGUCGGUGCGGGCGACAGCGCUGCUGAACAUGGCGUCGGACGGGAUGAUUUUAACCAACCACGACCACCAAAUCCGGGUCGGAGUCCUGACAGUGAGUGACAGCUGUUUUCGAAACCUCGCAGAGGACCGCAGUGGCGUAAACCUCAAAGAUCUUGUCCAUGACCCAUCACUGUUGGGUGGUAUGAUUGUGGCCUACAAGAUAGUGCCAGAUGAAAUAGAUGAAAUCAAGGAAACUCUGGUGGACUGGUGCGACGAAAAGGAGCUUAACCUCAUUUUAACCACGGGCGGUACCGGUUUUGCGCCAAGAGACGUCACACCAGAGGCCACUAAGGAGGUGAUAGAGCGUGAGGCUCCGGGGAUGUCGCUGGCAAUGUUGAUGGGGUCCCUCAACGUCACACCACUCGGCAUGCUUUCCAGACCUGUGUGUGGCAUCCGAGGGAAGACGCUCAUCAUUAACUUACCAGGAAGUAAGAAAGGCUCCCAGGAAUGCUUCCAGUUCAUCCUGCCGGCGCUGCCCCACGCCAUCGACCUCCUGCGUGACGCCGUGGUGAAAGUAAAGGAGGCGGCGGACGAGUUGGAGGACCUGCCGUCGCCGCCGCCGCCUCUCUCGCCGCCACCCAACAGUUCGCCACGGCGUCAGACGGAGGACAAGGGCGUGCAGUGCGAAGAGGAGGAUGAGGAGAAGAAGGACAGUGGCGUGGCGUCCACGGAGGACAGCUCCUCCUCCCACAUCACCGCAGCCUCCAUCGCCGCCAAGAUCCCCGACGCCAUCAUCUCGCGGGGUGUCCAAGUGUUGCCCAGGGAUACGGCCUCGCUCAGCACCACGCCCUCGGAGUCGCCUCGCGCUCAGGCCACGUCCCGCCUUUCCACCGCUUCCUGUCCCACACCCAAAGCGCGGCUCCCCUCCUGUUCAUCCACCCUAAGCAUUGCUGAGGCCUCACGGAGAGAAUUCAGGGCUCACCUGGAUGAGGUCAUCACGCUCAAGUCAAGGUACUCUACCUUGGACCAGCUCCAGUGUAGGUUGGAGGGGCUUAAAGAUGAUCGCAGGAGGACCUUCAGCUCUCGAGUGCAGUCAAGAUGCAGCAGCAAAGAAAAUAUCCUAAGAUCAAGUCACAGUGCUGUAGACAUCACUAAGGUGGCCCGGAGACAUCGCAUGUCCCCCUUCCCCCUCACCUCCAUGGACAAGGCCUUCAUCACUGUGCUGGAGAUGACCGCCGUCCUGGGGACUGAGAUCAUCAACUACAGAGACGGAAUGGGUCGAGUCCUUGCUCAGGACGUUUAUGCCAAAGACAACCUGCCGCCAUUCCCUGCUUCCGUCAAGGAUGGUUAUGCUGUGAGAGCGGCCGACGGCCCAGGCGACCGCUUCAUCAUCGGAGAGUCCCAAGCAGGAGAGCAGCCCACCCACACGGUGAUGCCUGGCCAGGUGAUGAGGGUGACAACCGGCGCUCCAAUCCCCUGCGGGGCAGACGCCGUCGUUCAGGUGGAAGACACCGAGCUCCUCCGCGAGUCUGAAGAUAAAACAUCUACCUCAACCCACAGAGGUGCAUAUGGAGCCCAGCCGGGCACAGAGGAGCUGGAAGUACGAAUUUUAGUCCAGGCUCGCCCUGGUCAGGACAUCAGGCCUAUCGGUCAUGACAUCAAGCGUGGCGAGUGCGUGCUGGCCAAGGGAACCCACAUGGGUCCCUCUGAGAUCGGCCUCCUUGCCACAGUUGGGGUGACAGAGGUGGAGGUCCAGAAAUUCCCUGUGGUAGCAGUUAUGUCAACAGGAAAUGAGCUGCUGAACCCGGAAGAUGAUCUUCAUCCCGGGAAGAUCAGGGACAGCAAUCGCUCUACCCUGCUGGCCACCAUACAGGAGCACGGCUACCCGACGAUCAAUCUGGGCAUUGUGGGAGACAACCCCGAUGACCUUCUCAACGCUCUGAAUGAAGGCAUCAGCCGUGCUGACGUCAUCAUCACCUCAGGCGGAGUGUCCAUGGGCGAGAAGGACUACCUUAAGCAGGUGCUGGAUAUAGAUCUUCAUGCUCAGAUCCAUUUUGGUCGGGUCUUCAUGAAACCAGGGCUCCCAACAACAUUUGCCACUCUGGACAUUGACGGUGCUCGUAAACUCAUCUUUGCCCUCCCAGGAAACCCCGUAUCAGCUGUCGUCACCUGUAAUCUUUUUGUCAUCCCCGCCUUGAGGAAGAUGCAGGGCAUUUUGGACCCAAGGCCUACUAUCAUCAAAGCCAGGUUAUCCUGCGACGUGAAGCUGGAUCCUCGCCCUGAAUACCACCGCUGCAUCCUAACAUGGCAUCACCAAGAGCCUCUGCCGUGGGCACAGAGCACAGGGAACCAGGUGAGCAGCAGACUGAUGAGCAUGCGCAGUGCCAACGGGCUCCUGAUGCUACCUCCCAAAACCGAGCAAUACGUGGAGCUGCACAAGGGCGAGGUGGUGGACGUCAUGGUCAUCGGGCGGCUAUGAUGUCACCAGGCACGGGGCCAGAGAGUCGCCGUCGUCAAUAGCGGGGGCGGUCGGUAUGGGCGGAUCACGGUGCAUGUCCACAUAUCAUUGACUAUUCUGUAAUAUGCAACGGCACAGCUAGUUUUUAUUGGUUCGGAGAAGGUAUAGUCGACAUCUUGAUCACAGCCUAGAUACAUAAGAAAACAUUGAUUUAAGAAGAUUAUAGUAUUUCAAAGAAAGAAAAUAUAACUUUUAAUGGAAAAAAAAAUCUAAUUAUAAAAAGAGAUUUAUUCUGUAAUAUAUUGAUUAUUCUUCUUAUUAUUAUGAUUAUUCUUCUUACCAUUAUUAUAUUAAGGCAACGUUGUUGCUUUCAUUGCAGUUGCUUUGUGUGUUCAAUGCUAGACUUAUCUAUAGCAGUAGCAUUUUAAUAGACAGCUGUAGGUGCCUGCCAGGACAAAAAUAUAUAUAUUAUUUUCUCAUCUUUAGUGGAUACAAAAAAAAAAAAAAAAAAAGCUCUAAUCCCUUUUAUUUUGUAAAAUGAAGGAAAAAAUAAAACAGAGGAAGACUUCAGAUUUCCCACGGUGCUGCAGCUGAAGAGGAAAAGGCGGGAGGGGGCACAUGGAGGUCUUUUUCUCUGGAGAGCGCCCGGCAAGGUGACACUUUUUCUCCUGUUAGUAUGCAUCAUAUCGGCUUCACAAAGAGCUUCGCUUGUCGUUUAUCUCGUGAGUCUUGUUUAUGUGCGCGGUGCCAAAUGCC
Nerophis ophidion (straightnose pipefish) is the source of this 3835-nucleotide messenger RNA. It is a transcript of the gene gphnb, whose product is annotated as gephyrin b. Gene Ontology annotation, cellular component: postsynaptic membrane; dendrite; cytoplasm. The transcript is spliced from 31 exons. Bases 602 to 3100 code for a protein of 832 amino acids. Lineage: Eukaryota; Metazoa; Chordata; Actinopteri; Syngnathiformes; Syngnathidae. The record is from RefSeq and is a predicted model, not a curated record. Gene Ontology annotation, biological process: Mo-molybdopterin cofactor biosynthetic process; glycine receptor clustering; gamma-aminobutyric acid receptor clustering. Gene Ontology annotation, molecular function: molybdopterin molybdotransferase activity.